Molecule: messenger RNA, 699 nt
Organism: Halteromyces radiatus
Lineage: Eukaryota; Fungi; Mucoromycota; Mucoromycetes; Mucorales; Cunninghamellaceae
Product: copper/zinc superoxide dismutase
Exons: 1
Coding region: 45-578 (177 amino acids)
Biological process (GO): removal of superoxide radicals
Molecular function (GO): superoxide dismutase activity; copper ion binding
Source: RefSeq, a predicted model, not a curated record
UUUUUUUUUAAUUUAAUUAAUUAAUAAUCUUCCUCGUACUUAUCAUGAAAUCUGCUUUCUUAUUCUCUUUAUGUGUUCUUGCCAGCACUGUGUUUGGUUGUCAUGGUCUUCAAGCAGUGGCUGUACUCAAAAAUGAUGAAGGUGCUCAUGGUGUAGUGACAUUUGAUCAACCCAAUAAUAAUGGUCCAACCAGUAUUCACGCUGAAGUUUGGGGUCUUCCUGCUGGUAAGCAUGGUUUUCAUGUACAUGAAUAUGGUGACUUGACUCAAGGUUGCAAUUCGACAUUGGCUCAUUACAAUCCUUUCAAUGUAACUCAUGGUGCUCCUACGGAUAAGAUUCACCAUGUCGGUGACUUGGGUAACAUUGAAUCUUCAGGUCCUGAUCAAGCUGCUGUUUUGGAUAUUACUGCUGACUUUAUUCAUCUUCAAGGAGAUAUAAGUGUUCUUGGUCGUGCUAUUCUGAUUCAUACUGGUGAAGAUGAUUUGGGUCGUGGCAAUUCUCCUCUUUCCAAAACUACUGGUAACGCUGGUGGUCGUUUCUUAUGUGCCGUCAUUGGUUGGGCUGCUCCUAAACAAUAGAUUCUUUUUUUUUUCUUUUUAAUCUUUUCAGUAUAGUUUAUUUUAUCAUCUUACAUUUAUUUUUAUUUUUAUUUUUUUUUGUAUACAGUAAUAAUAAAAAAAAAACAAUCUCCCUCCUUUU